GACCGCUGUAACCCAUCUGCUCUCCCCUGACCGCCCCCCCGUGGGCCCCUCCCAGUCUCUGUGUGUCCUGACCCCCUCCCUCUGCCCCCCCCAGUCAGCAGAUUCCUCUGGGCUGGGGGUGUGGUUCUGCCACGUGGAGGGCGCCCCGGUGCGGACCAGCCGGCUGCCGGCCGAACAUGAGCGGCGGGAAGCACGUGCUGGGAGGCGCCCCCGGGAAGAAGCCGGGACCCACGCUCUCCCAGGAGCACGGGCUGCCCGCGCCCCUGCCCAGCCGGCCCAACGUCCAGGCCCAGCCCAGCGCGCAGAGCCGCAACCAGCAGGCGCUGGAGACGCAGGACUGGGUGUGCGAACCGCCCGAGAGCAGGCGCCCCACCCGCCACUGGAGCCUCAGCAUCGAGGAGCGCAGGCAGCGGGCCCUGCAGGACGCCAUGCAGAGCCGCCCCGGCUCCCACAGCGGCCAGGACAUCCUGCAGAUCGUGGCACGACUGGUGUCUGAGGACGUGGACAGGGACGUGCUCAUCUUCCACCCGCCCCGGUCGGCCGAGUCCACCCACGCCUUCCACGCCUUCCUGGCCCGCAGCUCGCCUUUCUGGCACAACAUGACCUCGGCCUGGACCUCCGGGUGCCCGCCCUCCUGAGCCCACCAGGCCUUUGGGGGCCUCCACCCCCCAGGGGCCCGGGCCCGCCUCUGCCCCCUCCGCCCGGCCUACUGCUGGGCUCCCUGGUUCCCUCCGGUGCCCCUGACAUUAAAUGUGUUCCAGGACUGCA
Molecule: messenger RNA, 768 nt
Organism: Eptesicus fuscus (big brown bat)
Lineage: Eukaryota; Metazoa; Chordata; Mammalia; Chiroptera; Vespertilionidae
Gene: TEX22
Product: testis expressed 22
Exons: 4
Coding region: 177-638 (153 amino acids)
Source: RefSeq, a predicted model, not a curated record